This is a messenger RNA of Tigriopus californicus, 1448 nucleotides long. Its product is annotated as pancreatic triacylglycerol lipase-like. The coding region runs from base 140 to 1282 and encodes 380 amino acids. Lineage: Eukaryota; Metazoa; Arthropoda; Copepoda; Harpacticoida; Harpacticidae. Gene Ontology annotation, biological process: lipid metabolic process. The record is from RefSeq and is a predicted model, not a curated record. The transcript is spliced from 4 exons. Gene Ontology annotation, molecular function: lipase activity.
CACUAGCCUUUCUUUCAUCUUGUGUUUUCGGCUUAAGAUAAGCGUCCACUCCGCCCAAAUCCUUAUCUCUUCUUGACGAGGUUGGCACCAAGCAUUAACGUGAAGCAGGUGUUUCAGGUGAAUCCUUGAAAUCGAAUCCAUGGCUACUAAGCAUGUCUACCUGCCCUUAAAACAAUCACGAAAGCGGUCCCCAAAGUCGUUAUGGGAACGAUGCAAGAUACUGGGCGUGUUUGCGAUCGCGAUUGGAAUGCUUCUAAUCGCCACGGAUUUUGAUCCGGUCUCCUCAUUACGAGCGUUCGCCCGAAUUUUAAACAAGAAAUUUCAUGAAUUUGAACCUUACAUCAGUAGGGAUCCUAGUGAUUGCUUUGUUAUCCUUUGGACCAGAGUGAACCCCUCCAACUACCAAGUGAUAUCAUCUAAUUCUGUGCAAGACAUCGAAAUGUCUAAUUUUAACAGAUCAUGGCCAGUAAAGAUCUUUGUUCACGGAUUCUCGGACACUGCAUCGACCCAAUGGACAAGGCUACUCAAGGAUGCAUAUCUCAGAUUUGGCGACUACAACAUAUUUUCGAUUGAUUGGACCAUUUUGGCCAUGACGCCAUGGUAUUCGGUGGUGGCCCAGAAUUGUGAUUAUGUCGGGAUGUAUGGAUCUGAAUUCAUCAACAUCCUUCUUAAUGAGUUUGAAGUACCCAUAGAGAACAUUCACCUGCUUGGGGCAAGUAUUGGGGCUCAAGCAGCCGCUCAUAUUGGCUAUUACAUGAAUGGCAGUCUCCCCAGACUCACUGGGUUGGAUCCCAGUGGGCCCCUAUUUCACACAGCCCCCGCACGAUACCGAUUGGACCCAAGCGACGCCCAAUUUGUGGACGUCAUCCAUUCUGCGGGCCGAUGGGUGGGCAAUGAUGAUAUCACGGGACACGUGGACUUUUUCCCCAAUUUAGGAAAGGCUCCCCAACCAGGUUGCAAAGGAAAGGAAUCUGUGGACUUGAGUUGCUCUCAUUUUCGAGCAUGGCACUUUUUUGGCACAUCCAUCUCUUUGAGCCCGCCUCAUUACUACGGUAUAAAAUGUGAAUCCGAGGAGGAUUUCCUCUCUGACAGGUGCUGCAUGAAAUUGGACUCAUUGGAUACUGUUAUCAUGGGACAUCACACGCCAAACACCACCAGGGGGAAAUAUUAUUUGUAUACAAAUUUUCUUGAUCCAAAGCCAACCAUUCAGGAAAGCACAAGUUGUAAGUGGGUGACUGACGUAGAUGAGAUUGGCGAUUCAAAAGAUAAUAAAGUUCGUUGAAUUAUUCGAAAAAUUAAGGGUCACGAACUAAUGUGACUGUCAUGGGGAUCCGACAGUGCUUUUUGAACAACAAAGUUACCCUCUCUCUAUGUCACAAAAGUCGUUUUUUAUAUAUGAUUGCUUUUAUUUCAAGCGCUUUUUGUUACAAUUCCUUUACUUGACCCUU